CGAUGGAGCACAACCACCUCCACCUCCACAACGGCUCCCUCCUGGCGCACCACCGCUAUGGCUGCGGCUUGGGAUACGCACCUGUCGUCUACUACAGCCUGCUGCUCUGCCUCGGGCUGCCGGCAAACAUCUUGACAGUCAUCAUCCUUUCCCAGCUUGUGGCUCGCAGGCAGAAGUCCUCCUAUAACUAUCUUCUAGCUCUAGCUGCUGCUGACAUCCUGGUUCUCUUCUUCAUUGUCUUUGUUGACUUCCUCAUGGAAGACUUCAUCUUAAACAAACAGAUGCCUCAGGUACUGGACAAGAUAAUUGAGGUCUUGGAAUUUUCUUCCAUCCACACCUCCAUUUGGAUUACGGUUCCGCUAACGAUCGAUAGGUAUAUAGCUGUGUGCCAUCCACUGAAGUAUCACACAGUCUCCUACCCUGCUCGUACUCGAAAAGUCAUUGUAAGUGUCUACAUCACCUGCUUUUUGACCAGCAUCCCCUACUACUGGUGGCCCAACAUUUGGAUCGAAGACUACAUAAGCACAUCAAUGCAUCACGUUCUCAUCUGGAUCCACUGCUUUACCGUUUACUUAGUGCCCUGCUCCAUCUUCUUCAUCCUGAAUUCCAUCAUCGUGUACAAGCUGCGGCGAAAGAGCAAUUUCCGACUGCGAGGGUACUCCACAGGGAAAACAACAGCCAUUUUGUUUACUAUAACUUCUAUUUUUGCCAUACUUUGGGCACCAAGAAUAAUCAUGAUAUUGUAUCACCUCUACGUAUCACCUAUAAACAACAGCUGGGUGGUACAUAUUGUGUCGGACAUUGCCAAUAUGCUAGCACUGCUGAACACUGCAAUUAAUUUCUUCCUCUACUGUUUUAUUAGCAAAAGAUUUCGCACAAUGGCAGCUGCCAUGCUGAAAGCCUUCUUUAAGUGUCAGAAGCAACCUGUGCAAUUCUAUACAAACCAUAACUUUUCCAUAACAAGCAGCCCUUGGAUUUCCCCAGCCAACUCUCACUGCAUCAAAAUGCUUGUUUACCAGUAUGAUAAGAAUGGAAAGCCUAUAAAAAUAUCACCAUGAAAAUGGCAAUAGUUGGAGUUUCUGGGUGCAAGUUCUUUUCAAGUGGUUACAUCUUCAGGAUGUAAUUUGCUGAAAUGGCUGUUUUGAAGAGUGGUCAUUUGAUUUCAUUUCCCUGGGAGACCGAGGGCAGAUCAGACUGUUAGGAGAGAACAGGAGCACUUGAUUUUAGGAGCAAAAGUGAAAAGGCAAAUGCCUCCGUCUCUUACAUAGCAUUUUGAAUAUGCUUCAGAGUUCAAGUCAUAGUGUUCAGUCGCACUCAAACGUUUUGCAUCCCAGCACCAGUGCAGUCCAAAGUCAUUGAAGGGGGGAAGCCACAACAACAGUUAAUUACAACCUUUUAAAACACAACAACAAAACCUUACUUGACCAUGCAGUUCGCUAUCGACGGAGCAAACGGAUGCUUUUAUGUACUGUGGAAGGUGCCAUUUCUGGUGUGUGCACUUGCCAAAAAUGAUGUGUUGUUUCUGACAUGAAAUACUACCACACACAGUCUUGCUGUCAAGACCUUGUUGCAAGAGGCAGCCUGCAAGACAUGAACUGUGACAAGCCCUUUUUGGCUCACUUGAACGAGGCUCAAGGACCGAUGUAGUACCUGUUGCAGCCUUGGCAUGGAAAGCAAUCCUCCAAGCUGCCAAUAUUCAGAUGUUUUAAGUUGUUAUUUAAGAAUGCGACCGAGACGGGGGAGCUCAUGGGAGGGAGGGAGGUUUCUAGAGCCAAGAACAAAAGCAGCAUCUUUUCCCAGCUAUUUCAGUUAUGGUGUCUAAAGACUUUCAAGUGUGAGGCCAAGUCCUGCCUGAUGCAGAGCUCCCACUGAAGCUGCUCCUGUGAGGUUUGGAGUGAUCACAGCCUUCAGGUUCCUUCUUAAUCAAUAAAGAUUCUCAGAUAUCCCCCAUGUUCAGGCCUUUAGGGAUUAACAUAUAAAAACCUCAGCCUAAGAUUUUUCUCCUGACAGAUUAUACCAUCCUAUUGCAGAUUUGCCCUUUAAUUGUUAAAAAAACUAUUUGCAAAAGAAAUCCAUUAAAUACUCAACAGCAGUAAAAACACAGAUCAGCUUGGACUAAGGCUUUUAAAUAUUUACCUUAUUUAAAGUAGCUUAACUUCUCUUCCUUCACACUCAAAAACCAGCAUCCCAGCAAUGCUGAGUGUAGAAAAUGAGAGAAGAGAUUUACAGGAAAGCUGAAAAUGCAUUUCUUUUAAUUUCUCUCCUUUUCAGAUCUUGGCACGUGGUCUCUCAGAGCCACGUACCACAACCUUUUUACUUCUAUAUUGGGCACUCACUGCAGCCUGACCAAACGUGAGAGCAGACUUCCUUGCAUGGUGAACACAAGCACAAUGUGGUCAGUGGACACAACAGCUUCUCAGUAGCUGCAAAUAAGAAGUAGUCUGGUGCUAGCACUGCAUUUGUGCCUGUGCCCAUCUCCAUUGCCAGCAGGGAGCUCGUGGCGCAUCAGGGACUAACAUAGCGAGGUCCUCUGAGAAGGGAUCCAGUCAAUCCCACUUUGGUGGGAUCUGAGGCCUGAAAGCAUCUCUCUAAAAUGCAUGGAUAGCUCAGCUUUGGUGCAUUUCCCCUAAGAAACGCCAAGCCUGCAAAAGACCUGCUGAGGACAAGAGCCUGGUUCCCUUCUGUCACAAACGUUGCGUUUGCACACUGACUCCUACGGGCGUCCCGCAAGAGCAAAACCCACACCAAACCCGAACACGCCUUCCCCAGGAGGGAACGGCAGCAGAAGGCACAAGCCCUGAAGACCGGGACCCCAGGCAAAGGCUGGCUCGUGCGCGGAGGGGCUUUCUCGGGAGAGAUGGAGGCUACUCGGGUCGGUCAGAAGCACAGGGAGGGGAUGCCCAGCGCCUCGGGGAGCACGCACCACCCGGUCCUCUCCCACCGGCCGAACGGUUGGGAGAGCUGCUCGGCGCUCCUCUGCAAGGUGCCGGAGCACCCCAGGGACCGCGCUGGUGUGAGCACGGAGAGGGGCGUCUCUGGGGAAAGGGGGAGCUGAGAGCAAAAGCUGACCCUUCCCACCCUCACCCACCAAGGGGAUGCUCCCCACCUAAAUCUCCCCAGAUUCAGAGGGGAAUGAGGAGUUCCCUCAUCCUGUAGGCUCUUUGUCCCCGUGAUCUCAACAAAGCUUCACACGUACUUGCAAUAAUAAAGCGUAAGAGGGAUGCUCAGCCUUGCUGUAUUUGUCGUGGCGAGGUUAAAAUGAUUGCUCCCUUUACCAGUGUUUUACAGAAAUUCAGUUUUGUGGCCAUGCCUUCUACCCUCCUCUUAGAAACCUCUCUCUGGUCUUUGUCAGUUGAUAGUAACCAAAGUUACCUUAUGAAAAAGGUACUGUAUGUUUCAUUUUGGGAAAACACUGUAUUUAUAACUUAUUUUUAUUCUAAAUUUGCUAUGAGGAAUGCUUGUCUGAGUUACAUGUGAAUGAGUCUGAAGUGCAAUAUCUAUAUAGAUAAGUGGUUCAUUUUUGAGAAUGUAUCUAUUGAAAAAAACUAUUUAUACAAGAAAUUCACUAUUCUACUUAAUAUAAUAGUAACCUUACAGAAAAUAGUGAACGUUUAGGGCUUUUAUUUAUUAAAAAAUUUCAAUUAAGUGCAUGGCAUAUGCUGCCAUUCACAUGGUGUGAUUUACUAGUUUUUGUAACAUAAUGUUUAUCCUGCAAACUAGCAGUGUCAUCUGAUUUUUCCUGUCCUGAUGAUGUAUUUUUGUAAAUUACCAUAUUUAAAAACAAAAUCUUUCUGCGUGAAUAUUUUAUUUCCCACUAAAAAUAACCCAUUAAAUUGUUGUAACUUCAUUUAAAAAGACUCGCAAUCCUUUUCUGUAUCAUUUUAGAAAUGACAAGGUGCAAUUUUCAUGUACAGUGGAUUGGUCAUUUCAUUUCUGAUAAUUUAGGGCUUUAAGAGCUUACUUCCAAAGCCCCUUGAAGUCAAAGGGAAGGUUGCUUGUGGGUUUUGUGGUUGGUAUUUCCAAUCCCCAUCAAUUUAGGAGGGCUUUGGAUCAAGCCGUAUGUUGUUAACAGACGUUUGAAGCCUUCUUAGAGUCCAGUUUGGAUAAUAAAGCCUUGACUUUUUAGUCUGCCAUAUGGGAGCUGCUGUUGAUAAUACUUGCCUUAUUUUUGGUUGUGUGAAGCAUCUUGCAAUGACUGUUGCUAACUAGCCAAUGUCUUGCUGUAUUAUUCGUACCUCCUAAUUUUCCAAUAGUAAAAACUUAACCAAGCACAUAUACUGUCAUUAUUUAGGGACAAAGUAUCCUGGAGACAAAACCAUCUUUGUUGUGGAGAUGGUCUUUUGUACUCUAUUUAAUUUCUAUUUCAAAUAUCUACAAUUAGAAAAAAUAAGCUGUGAAUGGACAGUUUUACAAUUACUUAUAGGUAUAUGUCCUUGAAGACCACAGCUAGGAACAAAAUACUUUUUAGAGGAGUUGCUGGUAUAUAAAGUUAUGGGACCUAUCACCUAUUUAAAUUGUGAAUAUGGAUAUUUUCGUAAGUAGAAAAUAUAUUGUGUUUGACAAACUUGUUUGUAUUAUAAUAAAUUAUG
Molecule: messenger RNA, 4589 nt
Organism: Harpia harpyja (harpy eagle)
Lineage: Eukaryota; Metazoa; Chordata; Aves; Accipitriformes; Accipitridae
Gene: GPR139
Product: G protein-coupled receptor 139
Exons: 2
Coding region: 3-1058 (351 amino acids)
Biological process (GO): G protein-coupled receptor signaling pathway
Cellular component (GO): membrane
Molecular function (GO): neuropeptide receptor activity
Source: RefSeq, a predicted model, not a curated record